AUGAGGAUGGCUAAUGCAGCGUCGGGGAUUGCUGUGCACGUUGAUUGCAAACAUAGUUUUUUGGAAUUGAAGGAAAAAAGGACUUUCCAUUUUGUUGUGUACAAAAUUGAAGAGAAGGAUAAGCAAAAGCAAAUUAUUCUGGAGAAGCUUGGCGAGUCAGCUGAAAGCUAUGAGAAUUGCCAAAAGAGAAAGGUUUUCUUCAUCCAUUGGUCUCAUGAUACCACAAGGAGAGAGCUUGACGAAAUUCAGGUAGAGUUGCAAGCAACUGAUCCUACUGAGAUGGAUCUUGAUGUCAUUAGAAGUCGAGCUUUUUAA
This is a messenger RNA of Papaver somniferum (opium poppy), 315 nucleotides long. RefSeq names its product actin-depolymerizing factor 2-like. NCBI's taxonomy places the organism in Eukaryota, Viridiplantae, Streptophyta, Magnoliopsida, Ranunculales, Papaveraceae. Gene Ontology annotation, biological process: actin filament depolymerization. Gene Ontology annotation, molecular function: actin filament binding. The transcript is spliced from 4 exons. Gene Ontology annotation, cellular component: cytoplasm; actin cytoskeleton. The record is from RefSeq and is a predicted model, not a curated record. Bases 1 to 315 code for a protein of 104 amino acids.